AAGAUGAUAAUGCAGUGGCAAACUUUCCCGCCAAUUAGUGAGUGCUGAACGAAAUUUUUAAGUUAUCGUGGUUAUACUACCAUUCACGCGCGGUCGUGCGAAAUGUUAUUGAUAUUCGUAUGUAAGUUCGCAUCGUUGAAAAAACAAGGCGCAGCGUUUAAUAUUAGGUAACUUCGAAAUUGAAGCAGUCAUUCAGCAUUCAAAGUAAAUGAAUUUCUAAAAGCUCUCCUGUCAAAAUGUUUCGUGCCCCCUUCAAAAUUUAAUCAGAUGAAUAGCUCGAUGAGAACGAAACGUUAAAAACAUCGCCGGGUUCAUCGUACAAUGAAAAUUUUAAAGAUUUUCCAACCUUUCGUCAUUGUAAUUGCUUUUACAAUUCAUCACAUUUUUUUCGUAACAUUAACAAGCUCUAAAAUGCCUUUUGGAAUUUCCAACUUGAUGUAUGAUGAAAAAACAAAAGAUAUAAAGAACGAGUCGUAUUUAAUUUCACCCUUUACCGGUGUUUAUAGUAGGUCGGAUGAAUUUCCGAAUACGUACAAUGCGAGUAAAAAGUCGAGGAUUCCUUUUGUGGAUUUUUUCGGCCAGCUUUUUAUCGGUAAAACGAAAUCGAAAGAGAAAUUACAACGCAUUAAAAGCAUGAAAAGUACGUCCGAUUUCAUGCAUCGAAAUUAUAAAAAAAAUAGGUUAUACCAUGGCACGAGUAUUACGCAGCGAAAAGCAUCUGCUAUUGUUCCUAUUCACCGAAAACGAACCAAAAGCAAUCGACUUUUAAAAAAGUUCCACCACGAUUUUCGACAUAUGCACAAAAAGUCCAUGAAUAUCGAUCGUUCGUAUGUGAUGAAACGAAACGACCAAUUUUUAAAAAACAAAACCCAACAAACUGACAGUCUAUCCGACGGACACGGAAGAAAAAUUGGUUUUUCUAAGAAUCGAUUCAAAAGAACCACCGUACAAGGAAAUUUCAAACCGUAUAUGACACGAAAUGGAGAUCAAUUUGAUCUGUCUAAAGAGCAUCGUUCUUUCGAAUAUAAAAUUAAAGAUGGUAAUGCGAGCUCGAAAAAUUCCACCGUAACGAAUACCACAGAUACAUCAACCAGUUACGUGGUAGGUGUCACCACGGAGAAUGCUUACAAUUUGCUGAUGGUUUCGCAUUUUCAAAGUUUCGAUUCGACUUUGUAUUCAUCUGGUAAUGAUACGACCGCCGCCGCCGCCGCAGACGCCGACGUACCGAAGAAAAAUACGAAUAUCAUUUCUCAUUCAAUUAGCCCGGCUGUUCCGGUAUCCGGAAAUUUUGUGAAACGUGAUGCUGUUAAUUUUUCUUCAUCUUUCAACGCUCCAUACGCGAGCCCUGAAAAAAUAAUAAUGAAAUGGCCAAUAAAACGAGUAGUUUCGGUCGAAGGCGACGUUAUCAUAGGCGGUUUAAUGAUGGUUCAUUCGCGCGGCGAAGGGGACAAAUUAUGCGGACCCAUAAUGGCUCAAGGAGGGGUGCAAGCUUUAGAAGUAAUGCUGUAUACUUUGAAAAUGAUUAAUAAAGAUCCGCAUAUGCCUUUUAAAAUAGGUGCCCAUAUACUGGACGAUUGUGACACUGAUACUUACGGAUUGGAGAUGGCUUUAGAUUUCAUUAAAGCAAAUUUACAUUAUUUGGAUAACAGUGUAAAUGAUUCUCAAUGUUCGCAAGUGACAAAACCGAUUUGGGGUGUAGUUGGUGCCCCUUCCAGUAUAACAUCCAUUCAAGUAUCGAAUUUGCUGCGUUUAUUCAAAAUACCGAUGAUUUCGCCAUUUUCUACCAGUCCAGAAUUGAGUAAUAAGCAUAAAUACGACUAUUUCUGUCGCACGAUACCUUCGGAUUAUUAUCAAGUUCAAGUGAUAGCGAAGAUAAUAGACCAACUGAAAUGGACCUACGUGUCUGUGAUUUAUGAAGAAUCGAAUUACGGUAUAAAGGGACUGGAAGAAUUGGAAAAAGUUUUGAACGAACGUAAAAUUUGCAUAGCGAUCAAAGAGAAAGUAUUGAAAGAUUCAGGCGUUCCAAACGAAGCUUUUUAUGAUAAAGUGGUGGCAAAACUGUUGACUAAACCGUUAGCUAGAGGAGUAAUCGUUUUUGCUUCGGAUCAAGAAGUAGCCGGAAUAAUGAGAGCUGUGAAGCGUUUAAAUAUAACGAAUAGAUUUUCAUGGAUUGGAUCGGAUGGCUGGAGUGCUAGAGAUUUAGUUUCUGAUGGAAACGAAGAAGUCGUAGAAGGUACGAUUUCUGUCCAACCACAGGCUAAACCUGUUAAAGGUUUUUCAGAUUAUUUUUUCAAACGUUCUUAUGAAGAACACACCAAUCCAUAUUUUGCUGAAUACUGGGAAAGUCGUUUCGAAUGUCGAUUGCCAUUUGUACCAGUUACGCCUUUUAACGUUAAUUUUAAGAAAUCAUGUCAUUCUAAUUUAUACCUCGAAGUCAAUAGCGUUGAAAUUGAGAAUCAGUUGCAAUUUGUGCACCAAGCCACGUGCGGAUUUUGUCAUGCUUUAAUCAGCAUGCAUGCAGAUCUAUGCGGAAAGAAUGUAAAAGGAGUUUGUGACAAGAUGUGGAAAAGUAGAGGGUCGCUAUUUUUGGAGUACAUUAAAAAAGUUAAUUUCACUGAUUUUUCUGGCGAUGAAUUUCAAUUUGAUGAAAAUUGUGAUGGACCUGCUCGUUAUAACAUUGUUCAUUACAAACAGACUUCCCCUCGGGUAUUUAAAUGGAUAAAAGUUGGAAAUUACGAAAAUGGAGAAUUAAUCCUGAAUUUAGAAGAACUACAAUUUAAAAUUAAUGAAACGGAAAUGCCAGCAUCUUCCUGCAGCGAAGUUUGCAAAAAAGGAGAAGUAAAGAAGUACAUAAACGGAGAUAAAUGUUGUUGGAAAUGCAACGCUUGUUCAAAAUAUGAAGUUGUGUUACCAUCGGAUGAAACGGAAUGCAAACGAUGUAAACUAGGCACAAAACCAGAUAAAGAUCAGAAAUCGUGUAUUGAUUUGGAAGCAGUUCAUGUUAGAAACGAAUUUUAUAAGCUAUCCAUAAUUAGCAGCACAGCCUUUGGGUUUUUCAAUGUUGUGACCACUAUAACGGUUUAUAUGUGUAAUUUCAAUACUGCUAUUGUAAGAGCAUCUUCGAGAGAAGCUCAAGUAUUGGUAUUAGUGGGCGCAUUGUUCUUACACGCCAACGCAUAUUCCUUUUUAUUAGAUCCAGAUGAAGUUGUUUGCUCAAUGCAAAGCUAUUUUAGUGGAAUUGGAUAUGUAUUGAUUUAUGGAACAUUAUUCUGGAAGUCAUAUCGAAUAGUUCGUAUUUUCGAUUUGUCUUCUCAUUAUAAAAAUAUGAAUAGCUCAGCGUUUAUUUUAUUGGUUUUGGGAUUAUGUUGUAUUCAGAAAAUAAAAUCUGUCAUAUGGACUUACUUCAUAGAUCCCAGAAAAGUGACCUUCCAUUUUCGUGAUAAAGAUACCAAAAUAAAAUUGUGUUCAGCUUUCACUACAUUAGAAAUAGGAUACUUCAUAGCUUAUUUAUUUCCAUUAACGAGUAUUAUACUUUGUUACUCGCGAACUAAAAAAAUAACCAAUACACCUAAAAUCUUCAACGAUUCUCCUCAAAUAUUUUUUAGUAUUAGAUUCACAAUUAUUUCCUGGAUCGCGAUGCUGAUAAUGCAUUUUAUGACAUCAGACAUACUUCUCCGAGAAAAUGUCGUCGCUCUCGUUACCAAUUUCAAUGGAAUUGUAAUUGUCUUUGCGCUAUUCUACAGAUCUAUGUUCAUCAUAUUAUUCCGUCCGCAACUGAAUACCAGAGAAUACCUUCGAGCUUCUCGUGCCAAUCACACAAUGAAAUCUUCGCAAAAUGACGACUCCCAGCAAAGAGAAACCAUAUCUCAGUUAAUGAUAAAUGAAUUUUCUGGAGAAUGCUCUUACAAUCACGUUGUCGAACGAGAUGACUCCAGCGUCCAUAUUUUUACGCCCGUCGAUAACCCACAUAAUCGAAGAGAAAUCAGUGUUCAAGUUUCAGAGCCAUUUUUAAAUUCAAAAAUAUCAAAAAGUGUAUCAUUUAGGCCAAAAAAGAGAACAUUGUCUCUUAGUCAUAUUAAUGACAUUGCUGUUUUCCAAGAAGAAAAUCCGAGUUCAUGUAUAGCUCAUUGUGAUAUAAGUAUAACGCAACAUGCGAGUGAAUCCAAAUUACCGCGUAUUGAAGUAGGCCUACACGAUAAUAACUCGAAUAGUAGAGAAUCACAAUCAUCUUCCUACGAAAGUAUCAAUAAUAAAGAAACACACAAUUCCAAUUCUUCAACUACAAAAUCAAAUCAAAAAGCAGAAGUCGAUUCCCUUGAAGAAAUUGAUGAAAAAAACAAUAAAAAAUGCAAUAGCAAUGAAAAAUUCUCUUCUGAUGAAAGUGUUCAUGAAAUGUUUGUUCAAGAAAAACCGACAGAGGAAGAUGCCCAAGACUACGGAAUAUUAGAUGACGAGGAAAUUAACGAUUUAAGCACUCCAGAGAAUAACGGCCGUACUCAUACAAAAAAACACGAUUCCCAUCCAGAUUCUGACAUAGUUUAUUUUAAAGUGGUAGCUUGUGCGGAAAGUAUAAGUACGACGAAAUUACAAUAUAUGAACCCUAUUAAGUAAAACUCGAUUUACAGCCACAAACAAAAUUCCAUCUCAAUUAAAUUUUGGCCGAUUAUAUGAAUGGAGAAUCAUAAUUUUUUUAAUGAUCCAGUGAUAAGUAUACCUACCUUGGUAAUUAGGUACCUAAUCAAAUUUCGUCAUAUCAAAAUUCAAUGCUAUAGAUCUGAACUCACUUACCGACGUAAGUAAUUACACAGUAUAAGUGUGAGGUCGUAUGGACUUGACCAUCUGUAAGUCAACUGCCUUUCUAAUUUUAAACUGUAUGUACCUACUUAAAAGUACCCGUGCGUUUUAUAUUUUAAAUCUCAUGCGCAUUUUUUUAAUGUAAUCAAAUUAAUGCAUUUGUUACAAACUCACAACUUUGCAAGUCACUUUCCUAUCUCAAAAUGUGUGUUAUUGUUAUGUUUUCCUAUGUAUUUUAUAUGUAUUUUUAUCGUUGUUAUAUGGAUUUAUGAAUUGACCAAAAUAUUUGUUAUUAAAAUAUACGUCAUUUUA
Messenger RNA from Planococcus citri (citrus mealybug), 5106 nucleotides. RefSeq names its product metabotropic glutamate receptor 3-like. The record is from RefSeq and is a predicted model, not a curated record. The transcript is spliced from 15 exons. Bases 322 to 4611 code for a protein of 1429 amino acids. Gene Ontology annotation, molecular function: adenylate cyclase inhibiting G protein-coupled glutamate receptor activity. Gene Ontology annotation, biological process: G protein-coupled receptor signaling pathway. Lineage: Eukaryota; Metazoa; Arthropoda; Insecta; Hemiptera; Pseudococcidae. Gene Ontology annotation, cellular component: plasma membrane.